AUGUACAAGAGUACACUCCCUACCUUGGCCCUGCUGGCCCAGGCUGCGGGCACCUGGGCGUCGACUGUAACCUAUGAAUGGGAUGUCACCUGGGUGAAUGCAUCACCUGAUGGCUUCGAAAGACCCGUUAUCGGCAUCAACGGCGAGUGGCCGUGUCCACCCAUCAAGGCCAACGUUGGCGAUACCAUCUUGAUCAACAUGACAAACAGCCUGGGAAACCAGACUACCGGUCUUCACUUCCACGGAAUCAACCAGAUCAACACGAACUUCAUGGAUGGUGCUUCUAUGGUCAACCAGUGCCCAGUAUUGCCGGGUUCUUCCAUGACAUAUGAAUUCGUUGCCGAUGCUCCUGGCACAUUCUGGUACCACUCGCACAACAUGGGUCAAUAUCCUGACGGACUUCGCGGGCCUCUUAUCAUCUACGACCCCAAUGACCCAUAUGGCAAUGACUAUGAGAACGAGGUCAUCCUCACUGUUUCUGACUGGUACCACAAUCAGACCAUUCCGCUUGUGCAGCAACUGCUCUCACCAGACAACGCCCAGUUCCGACCGCCAAUCCCAGACACCCUCAUUGUCAAUGAAGGUAGCGACUUCAACAUCCAGCUUGACGUUGGCAAGACCUAUCGUGUGAGGAUCAUUAGCUUCGCUGCAUUGGCUUCCUUCAUGGUCCACUUCGGGGGGCACUCAAUGGAAGUAAUCACCAUCGAUGCUUCGUACGUACAGAAGCAGGAAGUUGACCAGCUGCGAGUUACUCCUGCUCAGCGGUAUGACGUGCUCAUCACUGGCAGCGAGAGUGACCAUGGGCAAAACUUCCCUUUCCUUGUAGCCAUGGACGUGAACAGGGAUUUCGAGGCGACUGGCACAACCCCUCCAGUUUCCUGGAACUUCAAUGCGACAGGCUAUCUCAUCACUGACCCCAACCUGCCCACCGACAGCGUUGACGUCGUUCAGACUUUCCAGCCAUAUGACGAGAGUCUUUUUGUUUCGUAUGAUUUGCAGCCAGCUCUGGGUCCUGUUACCAAGACUUGGGUGUUGGACUUCAACUUCUGCAGAGAUGAGAAUGGCUACUCCCGCGCUUGCUUCAACAACCAGACGUACAUCGGCCAGAAGACGCCUGCGUUGUAUUCGGCGGCCACCCUGGGUGAUAAGAACUCGGACCCGACUGCGUACGGCGGAGUGUUGCCUUUCAUCGUUAAUUACGGCGAUAUUGUUGAGCUUGUUGUCAACAACCUGGAUGGCGCUAUCCAUCCAUUCCACUUGCACGGUCACCAGAUCCAGGUUGUCGAGCGCCCUCACACUGGUGCUGGCGUGUGGACCGGUUCUAACGUCCCAUCCAACCCCAUUCCGUCCAAGAGAGACGUAGUCUCAGUCAAUGGCAACUCCCAUGCGGUCCUUCGCUUCGUCGCCGAUAACCCUGGCGUCUUCUUGUUCCACUGCCACAUCGAAUGGCAUGUUGAGAUGGGUCUUACUGCGACUUUGAUCGAGGCCCCCGAGAAACUUCACGGGUAUCCCAUCCCUCAGGAGAUGAUUGAUUCCUGCCAAUCUCAAGGCAUUCCCGUAUCCGGAAACGCUGCCGGCAACAGCAAUGCUGACGAUACCGCUGGAUUCGUCACCAUCCCUCCAACCACCUACUAUGGUGCAACAUAUCCCUCCCCCAACGGAGGAUCAGCCUAG
Molecule: messenger RNA, 1674 nt
Organism: Neoarthrinium moseri
Lineage: Eukaryota; Fungi; Ascomycota; Sordariomycetes; Amphisphaeriales; Apiosporaceae
Exons: 2
Coding region: 1-1674 (557 amino acids)
Biological process (GO): reductive iron assimilation; cellular response to iron ion starvation
Cellular component (GO): high-affinity iron permease complex
Molecular function (GO): ferroxidase activity; copper ion binding
Source: RefSeq, a predicted model, not a curated record